GGUUCUGAACGUGAUAGGCAAGAAUGAGGGCAACACUCAAAUGAAACAGAAUCUCAUGGCUAGACUUACGUAGCCUAUGCGUUUGGAGUAGACUGCUAGAACACAAACUGCCAGCCUAUGGAGCCAACAAGUUUACAGAAAGCCAUAGCUGUGGCAAACAAGGCCUCCCAGGAGGAUGAGGCAGGGAACUUUGAAGAGGCUAUUAAAUCUUACCAGCAUGCAGUGCGGUAUUUACUGCAUAUAGUGAAACGUGAGCCACAGGGUAAAGAGGGUAACCAGAAGAUAAGAGACAAGUGCAAGCAGUAUCUGGAUAGAGUGGAGGAACUCCAAGAAUGUCUAGAUAACAAACAGAAAGCAAUAGAUCUGGCCAGCAAAGCAGCUCAGGAGGACAAGGCCCAGAAUUAUGAGGAGGCUUUGCGUCUCUACCAGCAUGCAGUUCAGUACUUCCUGCAUGUGGUCAAAUAUGAGGCUCAGGGAGAUAAAGCCAAACAGAGCAUCAGGGCAAAGUGCGCUGAGUACCUGGACAGAGCGGAGAAACUGAAAGAGUAUCUCAAGAAGAAAGAGAAAGCCCCAGCCAAGCCAGUGAAAGAAUCUCAGUCGGAGGACAAAGGCAAUGACAGUGAUGAAGGAGGUGAGGACCCGGAGAAGAAGAAAUUUCAAAACCAGCUGCAGGGUGCCAUUGUCAUGGAGAAGCCAAAUGUCAAGUGGAAUGAUGUGGCUGGACUAGAAGGAGCAAAAGAGGCCCUGAAGGAAGCGGUCAUUUUGCCAAUCAAAUUCCCUCACCUCUUCACAGGAAAAAGAACUCCAUGGAGGGGCAUCCUUCUGUUUGGUCCCCCUGGCACAGGGAAGUCAUACCUGGCCAAAGCUGUGGCUACGGAGGCCAACAACUCCACGUUCUUCUCCAUCUCCUCCUCAGACCUGGUGUCCAAGUGGCUAGGGGAGAGCGAAAAGUUGGUGAAGAGCCUGUUCAGUAUGGCCCGGGAGCACAAGCCCUCCAUCAUCUUCAUCGACGAGAUCGACUCGCUGUGCGGCUCCAGGAGUGAGAAUGAGAGCGAGGCGGCCCGCAGGAUUAAGACUGAGUUCCUGGUCCAGAUGCAGGGAGUCGGGAAUGACAAUGAGGGAAUCCUUGUGCUGGGAGCCACCAACAUCCCCUGGACUCUGGACUCGGCCAUCAGGAGACGCUUUGAGAAGAGGAUCUACAUCCCCCUGCCCGAGGAGCACGCGCGCUCCUUCAUGUUCAAGCUGCACCUGGGCACCACGGCCACCAGUCUCACCGAAGGCGACUUUUCCGGGCUGGGCAAGAAGACGGACGGCUACUCGGGUGCCGACAUCAGCAUCAUCGUGCGGGAUGCCCUCAUGCAGCCGGUGCGGAAGGUCCAGUCAGCCACACACUUCAAACGGGUACGGGGGCCUUCAAGGGACAAUCCCAACGUGCUUAUUGAUGACCUCCUGACCCCAUGCUCCCCUGGUGACCCGCAAGCCGUAGAGAUGACCUGGAUGGACGUGCCAGGGGAGAAGCUGCUGGAGCCGAUCGUUUCCAUGCCGGACAUGCUGAGGUCCCUGUCCAACACAAAGCCCACAGUAAACGAGCAGGAUCUGGAAAAGCUGAAGAAGUUCACAGAGGACUUUGGCCAGGAGGGUUAAGGAGCACCGUUUUUGCCAAAACCAAAGCAAACAGAUCAGGAUUGUAAAGCCCCCCCCCCCCCAUCCCUCUUUCUGUCUUGCUCUCUCUAUCACACACAUUCUUUCUCUCAGUUUGUCUUUUUUCCUCCUUCAACCUCUCACUGUUCACCUGUUCGACGUGUUCCAGGGCCCUGUCUGUUAAUAAGACCUCAUGGUGAUGCAUUCUGUAGGCCGUUUUGGGAAUAAGACUAUACUAUGUAUAAUUAAGUUAAAAAGCCCUGUAACCUUGCCUUUGUGGGUUGCAAACUAGGAGGAAAGGCCCACAGGCCCACUUGGUUUCUGAUGUUGGUGCAGCUGGUUUUGUCCAGUCCCCUGUGCCCAUGCUUCUCUCUGGGGCGAAUGUCUCUUCUCUGAGCUGCUUUUUCUGAAUGCUCAGACUAGGAUUGCCUUAAACUACAGCAAGAAAACAAUUCACGUGAUUCGGACAUGAAUUUUCUCCUACUUUACCAUAAAAGGGUCAUUGAUGAAGAGAGUCAUUGAUGCUGACCUUAUGGAAAGGCAGAUGUCUAAGAGAGACUGAUGGUCAUGCAUCAGUAGGACUCCAAUUCAAUGCUGAUAACAGCUCUGGAUCGACUCUCAGAAUGGGAAAACGAGUGUAGUUGUUUGCCUUUAUUUGGCAUACCUUUCAUUCGGAAGAUUGGUUUAGUCCUGCAUGCGGUUGCAUCUGGCAUGCAGAGAUGUAUUUAACAGCUCCUGUGUGUACGUGGGAUGUAAUGUAGUUAUUUGGUUUUGAUUUUAAAGAUUAGUGAAUAUUAUGAUGUUGACUGGAGAAUCAGAAGGUGUAGACAUUUGGGGGCUUUUGUCAGUAAAUAUUUGAUAGAAAAGAAAUUUGGAAUCAGCAUUUGGGAAUCAAUAAUUUGUGGCCAAGGACCACCUCUGCUCACUGAAACAAUCCCACAAAGGUUUGUAAGAGACACUGGCUUGCUCUUCCAUAUCUGUUCAGGUAUCAAAUAAUUCUUGUUUUUUUUUUUUUUUUUUUUUUUUGGUAAAAAAAAUGAAUAAAUAAAUAAAAAAGAAUCAGAAUGACCCACAUCAUGAAUGCGCAAUGAGGCCUUUCCGCGUUCGAGACUACAGGGCUGAUGUGGAGAUAGUUCCAAAGCCACAGGGAGCCUCACCUCUGGGCCCUGGCUACCUCGGAUCCCGCGCUUUCGGGCGAGCAGUGGAACUGGCCUUAGACUAGCGGUCUGCUGGCCAGCACACAAUGUGCCUUCUACAAAUCUGUUUUCUGUAUGUGUUUUUUUUUUGUUUUUGUAAUCAAUUACUUUUGGUUUAUAUGUCUCUUUCAUUCAUUAAACGUGGAUACCUGCCUACAUAAUGUGCAGUUAAGUAGACAUAGAAGUAAACGUAUAAGGUAUGGAACAGUUCAGAGAGUUAUUUGCACAUUUCAUUUUAAAAACAUUACUCUAUAAACAAUUGUAUACAACUGUACUCCUAUGCACUUAGGGUGUUGGGGUUUUUCAGAAACUGAAAGCUUUAUUAAAAAUGUAGAUCUGCCAGUGGAUGUGGAUCGAUCUUUUAUAAAGGAACUGGUGUACUGUUUGAGUAAUAAGAAUAUUCAUUAUAUAGAUAUGUGUUAUUGUUUAAUGAUAAAAAAAGAUCCUCCACAUCAGAACAGUAAGGAUUUUUGGUUUGCUUGUCUUUUAUCUUACUCGUGUAAAUAAAAUAAUAAGACUGAAAACUGCUUCAAGUUCUUUUAAAC
Sardina pilchardus (European sardine) is the source of this 3382-nucleotide messenger RNA. It is a transcript of the gene vps4b, whose product is annotated as vacuolar protein sorting 4 homolog B. Lineage: Eukaryota; Metazoa; Chordata; Actinopteri; Clupeiformes; Clupeidae. The transcript has 13 exons. Gene Ontology annotation, molecular function: ATP hydrolysis activity; ATP binding. The coding region runs from base 118 to 1644 and encodes 508 amino acids. Gene Ontology annotation, biological process: endosomal transport; vacuole organization. The record is from RefSeq and is a predicted model, not a curated record.